This is a messenger RNA of Adineta ricciae, 909 nucleotides long. The record is from the annotation of a GenBank genome assembly. Lineage: Eukaryota; Metazoa; Rotifera; Eurotatoria; Adinetida; Adinetidae.
AUGAUGUUUACUAACUCUUUGAAUUCCGAAGUUUGGUAUAUUCCGACUGAUAUCUUAAGAAUAACAUGUGAUUCAACUACAAUUGGCAUUUCAUUUUGCCUGUUAAUUAUCAUUGUAACUAACAAAGCAUGUCGAACGGUACCCAUGAUGUUAACUGCGAAUACUUGCUUCACUGAAUUUAUCUGUGCGUGUGUCCUAUUAAGUAUGACAGUUUUCGUAUUGCAAAAUGACAUCAAGCAAAUUAUCUACGAAGAUUCUCUUUGUCGCGUUCGUGGUUAUUUAUUAAUAAGCAUUACUGUUGCACAAAAUUAUUCUUAUGUAUUACAAGCAAUUUAUCGUUACGUUACAAUUGUGCAUCCAAGUCGUCUCUUUUGGCAAUCAUCUCGUUUCCAAACGUGUCUUAUUUGCUUAGUAUGGAUUUUUUCUUUCACCAUAAUCCUACCUGUGCUAUUAACUAAUCAAAUUGUAUACAACUCUUCCAAUCAGAUAUGUCAUCCCCCAUUGGGAAGAUCGUUUGGUAUUAUUUAUAUAACAGUUAUACUUUAUUUGAUUCCGAAUAUAUUUCUUAAUAUUGUUUAUUCAAGAUUAGUUCGAUUUGUUCGCGAAAUGAGCAAAAGAGUGACAUCGACGAAUGUCAUAGCUCGUGCAGAACGGGAUUUAAAAAUGGUAAAAAGCAUUAUAACAAUAACAACUAUUCUUGGAAUAUUGGGCCUUCCGUUUGCUUUUCUCAUCUUUUGGUCUCUUUUUACAACACCACCUCGCGACCAUUUCCGUAUUGCCUUUAUCGGUGUUGAUAUGUCAACCACAGCUGUCAUUAUUGCAGUAUGCAAAACGACACCCCCAAUUAAAACUGCUUUGUCAGAAAAACUAGCUGCGUUACAAACAAUAUUUACUACCGCAAACGCAUAA